AUGCCCACAGCAGGCGCGAGAGCAGGCCAGCAGACCAAGAAGCAGGGGGAAGAGACAGCAGAAAAAGAAAGAUACAAGGAUCAGGAUGGUCGGCGUGAGGCCCCGCCCGCGUAUCCUUGCAAGCUCCGCGUCCUCGGAGCCCCGAUUGGCAUCCAGCGGAAGUAUCCCAUUGGCCCGACGCCAACUUCGAGCGACUCGGCCCCCCUCUUCUGUUCCUCCCAUACCACAGUACGGAAGAGGUACUUUCCCACGCCAGCCUCUUUCCCACCGCAACUCUGCAUGACCGGGUUUCUUUGUAUCUUCUCGAGUCGCGACUCCAACAUUCACAGUGUUUUUGAUACCAUCAACCAGGAGUCGUUUCUCUUCCCGGUCAAAGAAGCAACGAUUAAGAUGGCCGUUCCAUUCCAGAGAUGGAAGGACAGAAUCCGAGCCAUUAUCGUUGGUUUGACGCGGUUGGAUCGACUAUACACUAUCCGUAAACCCUUCCUUUUCCCAAACAUUUCAGCACAGAUCAGAGUCCGGGGACGGCGGCAAAGCACAGCAAAGAAGGCAGCGAAGCAUGCACGGACCGUGGGAUAG
Messenger RNA from Colletotrichum lupini, 579 nucleotides. RefSeq lists its product as uncharacterized. Lineage: Eukaryota; Fungi; Ascomycota; Sordariomycetes; Glomerellales; Glomerellaceae. The transcript has 4 exons. The record is from RefSeq and is a predicted model, not a curated record. Bases 1 to 579 code for a protein of 192 amino acids.